UCACAGGCUUUUUUCAUGUUACCCUUUGUAUACAGUUUAAGUUUAAAAUGAGCAUAUACAGUGAUAUUAAAAAAGUAACACAGAUACCUUUCACAAAUGAGAAUUCAUCAUUUAUAAGGCAUAGAGAAUGUAGUAUGCCUGUACGAAAUCGAAAAGUAAAUAAGCAAAAACCUCCACUAAAUGCAAAUUUAUACAAUGAAGAUGACAAUGAGAAUGACGAUGAUGAUCAACAAAAGUCCAAAGGUAUACCACAAGAACUACAUGAAAAUGAGAUUGCAUCGUCUAUUAAAGAGGCCAAUUGUGGUAUCAAUUAUUCAAAUGAAAAUCUUGAGGAACAUUGGAAGGCUAGACAAGUGGGAGCUAGUUUAAGCACUUUUGAUAAAACUAAUUCUAACUGUACAAAUUCAUGCGAUGAAACAGAAAAUAUUGAAGAUGAGGAAUUAGUUUUAAAGAAAUGUAAACUUAAUAAAAAUGCAGCAAUCAGGGGACUCUUAAGAAAUCAUCAAAUCUCAUUGCAUGAUUUACACAUACCCAGUAAUUCUGUAGAUGUAGAACGUGAAAGUGGGACAAAUUUACAGAAUGAAAACAUUCCUUCACCAAACAAAUUAGCUGAAGGGAUCUAUAACAUGAAACUAGUUCAGUACCCGGAAGAUCCAGAAGUUUUUGUUCAACCUAUACAUGCAUAUGGUAAACUAAAUGAAAACGAAUAUAAAGACAUUGAUUUUUCUGUACCACAUAUAGGCAAAAAAUUAGUGGUUACACCACGACAGUUUUAUGUUAACAUGGAUGACUCGGGAUUUGAUUUUGUGAAAAAAGAUGUAAAAAGGAAAAAAUUAUCCAUUUGAAUAAAUAUAAAAUUAGAAUUUUAUUUAUAGUUAACAUAUUCACUAUCACUGUUCAUUUGAACAACCAUC
Molecule: messenger RNA, 914 nt
Organism: Dufourea novaeangliae
Lineage: Eukaryota; Metazoa; Arthropoda; Insecta; Hymenoptera; Halictidae
Exons: 5
Coding region: 48-845 (265 amino acids)
Source: RefSeq, a predicted model, not a curated record